UGCCUGUAUCCAGCCGAUCGAGCUGAACAGAAUAGUGAUCCAUGAUCGUCAGUUCAUCACCCACCCACCCUGGCCUGCGAUCAUGCAUGUUCCGAUCCUUCUCCCGCCGCAACAACCUCCUCCUCUUUCCUCCCCUCUCUCAUCUGCAAGCGGCAUGCAAGCGACUACUAGUAUAUAACCUUCUCUUCUUCUCCCCUUGGCCCUCCUCCUCUCUCUCCCUUUCCUUUUCUUCAUUCCCGGCCUCGACUCUCUCCGAUCCUCUCUCUCUCUCUCUCGCGAGGACAACGUACGCUACAUGUCGCUGCAGCAGCGGCUGUAGCUAGCCAUGCAGGACCACGUGUCGGCCUACAUGCACCGGAGCGGCGAGCAGCAAGCGGCGCCGUCGUCCUGCGACCUCGCCGCCGUCGACGACGUUCCGGCCAACGGCCACAAACCCGGCAAGGCCGUCACCGCCUCAGUCUACCGCGCUAAGAUCGCCGGCCACUCGCGGGUCGUCACCGUGUCCUGGUCCCGCGACCUCCUUUCGCACGCCUUCGCCGUCGCCAUCUCCGGGGCCGACGGCGCCGCCGCCGAGUGCAGGAUCGAGCUCCGGCCGUGGCAGUUCUGGCGGCGCGCCGGGUCGCGCCGCGUCGAGCUCGGCGGCGGCGCGUCCACGGCGCCCGCGACGGUGCGCGUGCUCUGGGACCUCCGCCGCGCGCGGUUCGGGGCCGGGAUCCCGGAGCCCCGGGGCGGGUACUACGUCGCCCUCGAGGCCGCCGGCGAGGUGGUCCUGGUCCAGGGCGACAUGCGCCGGGACGCGCUCCGGCGCGCGGCGUGCGCGCCCGCGGAGGCCGAGGCCGUGCCCGUGGCGCGGCGGGAGCACGUGUUCGGGCGGCGGCGGUUCGCGGCCAAGGCGCGGUUCCACGACCAGGGCGACGUGCACGACAUCGCCAUCGAGUGCGGCGGCGGCGGCGAGGGCGGGGACGCCGACAUGGAGAUGACCAUCGCCAUCGACGGCGAGGAGGCGGUGCAGGUGAAGCACCUGCAGUGGAAGUUCCGGGGCAACCAGUCGCUCACCUUCAGCCGGGCCAAGGUGGAGGUCUACUGGGACGUGCACGACUGGCUCUUCAGCGCCGGCGCGCGGCCGGCGCUCUUCAUCUUCCGCCCGAUCGUGCUGUCCAGCGCGUCGGCGCCGGCGGGGAUGGCGGCGGCGCUGCUCGACGGGACGGUGGCCACCACCGGCUUCUGCUUGUACCUCUACGCGUGGAAGCUCGACUGAGCCAGGCCAGCUAACGACAUUACCUUGCCUUGCUAGCUGGGUCUCUGCUGCUAGCAACCAUGCAUGUUGUUGAUGAGAUUGUCUGUCGGCGAAAAUGCCUGCCUGUGAACUAAAGUUGACGAGUAAGAAAUUUUUCUUUGAUUUUGUAAUUCUUGAAAAAAAAGGUUACAUAACUAUUGGAUAUAUAUAAUUCUUGAAGUUAAGCUGCUAAGAGGCCA
This is a messenger RNA of Panicum virgatum (switchgrass), 1476 nucleotides long. RefSeq lists its product as uncharacterized. Lineage: Eukaryota; Viridiplantae; Streptophyta; Magnoliopsida; Poales; Poaceae. The transcript has a single exon. The record is from RefSeq and is a predicted model, not a curated record. Bases 326 to 1258 code for a protein of 310 amino acids.